CGGGGGUCCACCAGGGGCCGGAGCGUGUCCUGCAGGAAUGACAGGGGCCACAAUUGUUCGUGCAGGACGCGUUGCUUUAUUUUGAAUGAAAUGUAAAUGUCAUGCUCCGGCGGCGUGUGCGCAGACUGCGGAGCCCAUAUAAACAUCUGGGGGGAGCGCAUGCACAGCCACAUGCGUCCUGGUCGGUCCUCAGCUGAAAUGCAGCCACUUGCAGCCAAACUACCGCUUGUGCACAGAACACCUUUUUCUGUGGAGGAUAUUUUGGACCCCACGAAAUUUACAAGGAAAAUAUUCUGUUGUGAAGACGCAGCAGCUACAGGAGCCUCCACAAAAAGGGAUGGACCCAGAGAGAAGCAGCACCCCCCGGCAGGUGAAAGCUGCAGCCCGGAGGAGGAGGCUCUGAGUCCGGAGAAGCUCGACGAGUCAAAGGCAAAAAAGAGCCGACGCAUCCGCACCGCGUUCAGCCUGGAGCAGCUGCAGGUCCUGGAGCGCAGCUUCCGCCGGUGCCACUACCUGUCGGUGCUGGAGCGACACACCAUCGCCACGGCCCUCCGCCUCUCAGAGACCCAGGUGAAGAUCUGGUUUCAGAACAGACGCACCAAGUGGAAGAAGGAGCGUGUGCAGGGCAGCGAGCCGGAGGAGGAGCGCGGCUUCGCGGCGUCCUUCACCUCCCACCCCGCUCUCUGCUCCUGUCCGAGCUGCAGGCCGCUGCUCUGCCGCCACCUGCAGCUCCCCGCGCCGCUGCCGCUGCUGCCGCUGCCCCACCACCUCUACUACAUGUAGGCCUGCACUGAGGGACUGAGCUCCGCUCAAAGUGGCACUGUAGAGCUGCUCUAGUGUUCAGGACUGAGAUUAAUGUCAAUACUUACAAAUGUUUAUUAUUUUCUACUGUAAUUAUACUAUAACUUAUUUUGAUAAACGCUUUUAUAUUGA
Messenger RNA from Paralichthys olivaceus (Japanese flounder), 933 nucleotides. It is a transcript of the gene pnx, whose product is annotated as posterior neuron-specific homeobox. The record is from RefSeq and is a predicted model, not a curated record. Gene Ontology annotation, biological process: regulation of DNA-templated transcription. Lineage: Eukaryota; Metazoa; Chordata; Actinopteri; Pleuronectiformes; Paralichthyidae. Gene Ontology annotation, molecular function: DNA-binding transcription factor activity, RNA polymerase II-specific; DNA binding.